Molecule: messenger RNA, 732 nt
Organism: Entrophospora sp. SA101
Lineage: Eukaryota; Fungi; Glomeromycota; Glomeromycetes; Entrophosporales; Entrophosporaceae
Source: the annotation of a GenBank genome assembly
AUGGAUUUAAGUGAUGGUGAAUCUUAUAAAACACUCCAUGAAACAACUAUAAUUGAAAAAUUCUUAGCAAUUGCUGGGGUAAGAAUGGCUGCAAUAUUGAACACUUUAGUAGAGGAUAUAAUUAAUGGUGUAGAAUUAGAAGAGUAUCGGUUAAGUAGUAGGGGUAUGCUAUCCAUAACAUAUUCAUUAAAUAAACCACCCCCUGAAUGGACAGGGAAAAUUGGUGAAAUUAAUCAAGAAAUGAUUUCAGAUUGGUUAGGUGAACUGGUCGUAAAUGAUAGUAAAAACAAAAUUACUGCUGAUGAUACUGAUAUACCAGAUUCCCUUAGUCCACAACCAUUUAUAAAACAUUCAUCAUAUGGUGGUGGUUCAUUAAAUAAUAUGUCAAACAUGAUACAAUUUAAUAGUUAUAACAAUACAACAAACACAUCAUAUUUGCCAAUUAAUACAAGUCAAUCACAACUUAAUAAUAGUGAUGAUGAUAUUAAUACAAAUACAACAAAUUUGCCAACUAGUACAAAUCCACCACAAUUUUAUAAUCCUUUAUCAUAUGAUAAUAAUAAUGAUAAUCGACCACCAAUAAUACCACAUCAUACAAAACCUCCACCACCAAGUAUAGUGUUUAGUAAUAAUCAGAACACUUAUAGAACAUCAAUUAAUCCAGAAAGUGCUUUAACACAUAGUAAUGUUACUGCUGGUAAUAACGAAAUCUUUAAUAUUUUGUUAUGUUAA